AUGCUAGUGAGGUGCUUUCUUUAUGUAGUACACGGGAUCGCGGAAAAACUUGUUGCGUUGCAGGAGACAACGACGGGACGGAGCAGAGAGGAGAGCCGUUCGCCUCCGGCAACCUCCCCCAGCCAGACAAGCGCGCCACUUCUUGAGAGCUCUCUCGAUGGAGGGGAGAGAUGCAGCCGUGCGCGUCUCCCCGUCCCUCCCAGUCCCAUGGCUCACACUGGUCCAGCGGGAACCCUCGCGAUGCUCCUCCUCGCCCCCUCCGCCGCCGGCCAGACGUGGGCGCCCCGCCCAGCCGCCCCGCCGCUCCGGCGCCGCCUCCUCGCGGCGCGGCGCGGUCGCGUGUGCGUGCCCCGGUGCACCGGCGCCGCCCCUCCCCCGCGCCCCGGCGCUACGACACACAGCCCAGCUCGCAGCAAGUGCUCGCCGUUGCUUGAGAGUGCUCUCUUGUCGCCUGCUGGAAACGAACCGGCUGCGGAUGAAUGGAAGGCGGUUCCUGAUAUUUGGAGGACAGCAGCAGAAAAGUACCCUGACAGUGUAGCUCUGGUGGACCCUUACCAUGAUCCUCCGUCCGAGCUGACUUAUAAGCAGCUUGAACAACAAAUAUUGGAUUUCUCUCAUGGUCUGAGGGCCGUGGGUGUUGCUCCAGAUGAAAAGGUAGCCCUUUUUGCUGACAACUCAUGUCGGUGGCUAGUUGCAGAUCAAGGGAUCAUGGCUACUGGUGCUAUCAAUGUUGUUAGAGGAACAAAAUCUUCCGAUGAAGAACUGUUCCAAAUAUACAGCCACUCAGAAAGUAUUGCACUUGUUGUGGACAGUCCUCAAUUCUUUAACCGGCUUGCAGAAACUUUCAUUUCAAGGAUUAAUGCAAGAUUUAUUGUGCUACUUUGGGGUGAUAAAUCAUCCCUAAAUAGUAAAGCUGUGAUGGACAUACCUGUUUAUGACUACAAUGAUAUCACUGAACUUGGACGAGAAAAUCGCAAUGCAUUGUGCUACUCAAGUGAGCAAGGUCGGCAAGGUGUCUUCGAAGCUAUUACUCCAGAAGAUGUUGCGACUCUAAUAUAUACCAGUGGAACAAGCGGCGCACCAAAAGGCGUGAUGCUUACCCACCGAAAUCUCUUGCAUCAGAUAAAUAACAUGUGGGAGAUUGUUCCAGCAGUACCUGGUGAUAGGUUCCUAAGCAUGCUUCCACCCUGGCAUGCAUAUGAGCGUUCUGCCGAGUAUUUCAUCCUCACUCAUGGAACUCAACAAAUUUACAGUAGUGUGAAAUACCUGAAGGCAGAUUUGCAGAAGUACCAACCUCAUUAUGUUUUCUCUGUACCACUGGUCUAUGAAACUCUGUACAGUUCAAUUCAGAGGCAGAUAUCUUCCAGUUCUCCUGCUCGAAAAACUGUUGCCCUUGCACUUAUCAAGAUAAGUUUGCUAUAUAUGGAGGCAAAGAAGAUAUUUGAGGGAACAGUCUUAUCAAAGAAUCCUGUCAAGCCAUCGUCCAUUUCCUACAUGUUCAAUUGUCUAUGGGCAAGAAUUGUUGCUGCUCUUUUGUGGCCCUUGCAUAAUCUGGCAAAGAUGUUAGUCUACAAGAAAAUCCAUUCUACAAUCGGAAUUUCGAAGGCUGCUAUAAGUGGUGGUGGAAGCCUCCCGAUGCAUGUGGACAAGUUUUUUGAGGCCAUUGGUAUCAAAGUGCAAAAUGGCUAUGGUCUAACAGAGACUUCCCCUGCUGUAGCUGCUAGGCGUCCAUUCUGUAAUGUUCUUGGCACAGUUGGCCACCCAAUAAAGCAUACAGAAAUCAAGAUUGUGGACAUAGAGACCGGUGAGGUGCUCCCAGAUGGUUCAAAGGGGAUUGUGAAGAUUAAAGGACCACCAGUAAUGAAGGGAUAUUAUAAGAAUCCAUCUGCUACAAAUAAUGCUUUGGAUCAAGAAGGUUGGUUCAACACUGGAGAUAUAGGCUGGAUUGCACCUCACCAUGCCACAGGGCCUAGUCGAAAAUGUGGAGGGAUACUUGUUCUUGAAGGGCGUGCAAAGGAUACGAUAGUUCUCGCUACAGGUGAGAAUGUUGAACCUGCUGAGCUUGAGGAAAUAGCAAGCAGGAGUAGCUUGAUUGAUCAAAUAAUGGUUAUUGGCCAGGAUCGACGACGCCUUGGUGCAAUUGUUGUUCCCAAUAAUAAUGAAGCUCUAGCAGCUGCAAAAAGAAAGUCCAGCCUCGAUGGGAACAAUGACGAAGCCAAAGAUACGGUCAUGAACUUGCUAUAUGAUGAGCUGAGAACUUGGAUGGCGGGUUGCUCAUUCCAGAUUGGCCCUAUUCUUGUUGUUGAAGAACCAUUUACGAUUGAUAAUGGUUUGAUGACACCGACCAUGAAGAUAAGAAGGGACAGAGUGGCAGCCAAAUAUCAGAGUGAAAUUGAAGCCUUGUACGAGUGA
This is a messenger RNA of Triticum turgidum subsp. durum (durum wheat), 2412 nucleotides long. NCBI's taxonomy places the organism in Eukaryota, Viridiplantae, Streptophyta, Magnoliopsida, Poales, Poaceae. The record is from the annotation of a GenBank genome assembly.